Messenger RNA from Eptesicus fuscus (big brown bat), 1118 nucleotides. Its product is annotated as growth-regulated protein homolog gamma-like. Bases 92 to 421 code for a protein of 109 amino acids. Gene Ontology annotation, biological process: cellular response to lipopolysaccharide; neutrophil chemotaxis; inflammatory response. The record is from RefSeq and is a predicted model, not a curated record. Gene Ontology annotation, cellular component: extracellular region. Gene Ontology annotation, molecular function: CXCR chemokine receptor binding; chemokine activity. NCBI's taxonomy places the organism in Eukaryota, Metazoa, Chordata, Mammalia, Chiroptera, Vespertilionidae. The transcript is spliced from 4 exons.
UCUCCGGGAGCCACAGACCUCGCUCCACCAGCUCUCCUGCCAGCUCUCACACUCCAGGCACCGCAGCACCGAUCCUCCGAGCUCAGCCCCAAUGGCCCGCACCGCCACCGCCGCCGCUGCCGCAGCCCGCGCUCCCCGGUUCCUCCGGGCCGCGCUCCUGCUCCUGCUCCUGGCCGCCGCCUGCCGGCAAGCUGCAGCGGCGCCCACGGUCACUGAACUGCGCUGCCAGUGCUUGCAGACCUUGCAGGGAAUUCACCCCAAGGUCAUCCAGAGUGUGCAGGUGACGUCCCCAGGACCCCACUGCGACCAAACAGAAGUCAUAGCCACUCUCAAGAAUGGACAGAAAGUUUGUCUCAACCCCGCAUCCCCCCUGGUUAAGAAAAUACUGGACAAGAUGUUAAACAAGGGCAGCUCCAACUGACCAGAGGAAGCAGAUUGGUGGCUCUACCUGAAGCAAGCCCUGCCCUACAGAAAUCAAAGAGGAAAAAGAGGAAUCAUCAGCCCCCAAAGUCACCUUGAUUGGACUUAAUAUGCUUGAGCAUCUCUUAGGGGAGUUCUUCUACUUAUUUAUUUAUUUAUUGGUUAUUUUCAAAUAUUCUAUGUUAAUAUUUUACAUGUGAAAUCAUUAAGGAGUCAUUGGCUCUACUUGGGCAUUGUGCUGUUAUUUUUAUUGUUUAUAUUAUGGCAAACCCAGGUUCAUACCAUUCUGAUUCUUAUUCAAUUUGAAGGUAAAAUGUUUGCAAAUAUUCUCUAGUCAUUAAAGCAGUAUUUCUGAGGAGCCCACAGCAAUCUCAGCUGCUAUGAUAGAGGAUGGGGGAUCCAAGCAAUAGUUAGUAAGGGUAGGGGAAUGUAUGUGUGCAUCUAUUUUUGUACGUGUUUAAAAGAAUGCCAGUUGUUAUUUAUUGGAACAAUUUCACAGUAUGUGGUCAGCAUUUCUAAUGUUGAAGCUUUAAGAACUGAAUAUCCCUUGGACAUUUUCAUGUCUUUUGUGUAAGGCAUAAUGCCUUGUUUAGUGUCAAUUAUGCAAAGUUUGUGUCUUAAGACAAAGAGAUUUAAGUACUUAUUGAUGGUUUUGCAAAAAAAAAAAAGAACAUGAAAAUAAAAUAUGUCAAAAUAAA